AUGACGCCCGCUUACUACGAGUAUACUCGUAGUUGGCAAAUAAGUGACGCCCGCUUAUUACGAUUGGCAGUCAACGUGUUAAGAGCUUCGUCUGCUCGUAGAUACAGUCACAUAUUAGUAAAUGGUGAUUUUCAUUAUCCAAAAAUUGACUGGGAUAAUUGGACGGCCCAUGGUAAUGAAAAGAGCUUGAAUUUUAUUAAAUGUCUAAGAGACUGCUACUUCAAUCAGUUGAUUACAAAACCCACCAGAGGGAGAGGAAAUAAUAACCCAUCAAUACUUGAUCUUGUUAUUACAAAUGACGAUGAUUUUAUAGAAACUUGUAACACGUUUUCUCCUCUCGGCAAAAGUGACCAUUUCGUGGUAGAAGUGGUUUUUAAAUGUGAACGCAAAUCUAAAUCAGAAAUACCCAGUUUAAAAAGAACUGAUGUUAAAUUAGCUGAGUCAAGUAAAGAAAAAGCCGACACUUUAUCAGAAUUCUUUGCAAGUGUAUUUACAUCAGAACCACCAGGGACUUGGACGCCAAAGAAUAAACCAAACAUUGUGAAUAGUCUUAGUAUUACCAUAACAGAAAAAAUGGUGUAUGACAAGUUAUGUAACCUCAAUAUUUCUAAGUCCCCUGGACCCGACAAUAUGCAUCCACGUGUAUUGAAAGAGCUUGCAGAUGUAUUAACGCCAGCAAUAACUGAAAUUUUUAACAAUUCCUUGAGAUCUGCAACUGUACCUGAGAAUUGGAAGUAUGCUAAUAUUAGUGCUAUAUUCAAAAAAGGAGACAAGAACUUACCAACAAACUACCGUCCUGUAAGUUUAACAUCAAUUUUAUGUAAAAUCCUUGAAUCAUUUAUUAAAGAUGCACUCGUGAAAUUUUUGGUAGAUAAUGGUUUGUUGUCUAAUAAGCAAUAUGAGUUUAUAUCUGGAAGAUCCACAGUACUACAGCUAAUCAAAGUUUUGGAUAAGUGGACUGAGAUUCUUGAUAGAGGGGGAGCAGUAGAUGAAGUUCAAUACUCGGAUAUAUUCUUAUUUGCUGAUGAUAAUAAAUUAUUUCGUGAAAUAUUUUCGAGUAAGGACUCUCGCAAACUACAAGAAGAUCUAAAUAGUAUAGUGCAGUGGUCUAAUAAUACCCUGUUGAAAUUUAAUCCAGAUAAAUGUGUUGCAAUGAGAAUAACUACAAAAAAUAGACUAUCAAGUCCAUGCAAUUACGUUAUGAAUGGUUCCGCCCUUAGAAAUACAAGUUGUGAAGAAGAUCUUGGUGUAUUAAUAGAUAACCAUCUAACAUUUUCAAACCACAUUUCAUUAAAGGUUAAAAAAGCAAAUCAGAUUAUGGGCUUGAUUCGAAGGACAUUUGACUAUAUGGAUAAUGAAAACUUUGUCUUGUUGUUCACAUCCCUUGUCAGACCACAUAUUGAGUAUGCUAACACAGUAUGGUGUACAUUCUUGAAAAAGGACAUGUUGAUUGUGGAAAACGUACAACGUAGAGCUACGAAAAUGCUCCCAGGUAUGAAGGAUUUAACAUAUGAUGAAAGGCUCAGGUUACUGAAACUUCCUUCAUUAUUCUACAGAAGAUAUCGAGCAGAUAUGAUUGAGACAUUCAAGAUAACUAAUAAUGUUUAUGACGAAGCUGUUACUGAGAACUUGUUAUUGCCAAAAUUGUCUAACACCAGAGGACACGAUAAAGCACUUUUUAAAAGAAGCUGUAACUUGGAUUUGCGAAAGUUCUCAUUCACGAAUCGUGUAGUGACUUUAUGGAAUUCUUUACCUGAGGACACAGUGUCAUGUAACACAGUGAAUCAAUUUAAAAUGAAGCUAGACAAAUUAUGGUCUGAUAAAGAUUAA
This is a messenger RNA of Hydractinia symbiolongicarpus, 1830 nucleotides long. RefSeq lists its product as uncharacterized. Lineage: Eukaryota; Metazoa; Cnidaria; Hydrozoa; Anthoathecata; Hydractiniidae. The coding region runs from base 1 to 1830 and encodes 609 amino acids. The transcript is spliced from 4 exons. Gene Ontology annotation, molecular function: catalytic activity. The record is from RefSeq and is a predicted model, not a curated record.